AUGACUCACAACACAAGUCUAAAAAAGGUACGCCAUUUUUUCUCUAGCUCAAACAAGCUUCCUUUCAAUAUUAAGUUGGCUCAUGAGAUUAAGGCCAUUAGGGAGAGACUAGAUGCAAUUGCCCAAGAUAAGAAAAAGUUUCACCACACUGAACGACCUAUAAAUCAGAUGCGACUUGAGAAUGUUAAGAGAAAAGAGACCUACUCUUUUGUUCGUGCAAAAAGUGUUAUUGGGAGGGACGGUGAUAAAAUGACAAUUGUACAACUUUUAUUGGAAACCAACGUUCAAGAUCAGAAUGUGUCAGUUGUUGCAAUAGUUGGAAUUAGGGGACUAGGAAAGACCGCACUUGCACAAUUAGUAUAUAAUGAUGAGAGGGUCAAUAAACAUUUUGAUCUUAAGAUGUGGGUUUGUGUUUCUAACAUCUUUGAUGCGAAGGUCGUUGCAGAAAAGAUGUUAGGGGUCAAAAUACCUGAAAACCUUUUGAUGGGUAAAUUACAAGAAAAAAUUGGUGAAAAGAAAUUUUUGCUUGUGAUGGAUGAUGUGUGGAACGAGAAUCGUGACAAAUGGUUACAAAUGAUAGAUCUGCUGGUGGGUGGUAUGAGAGGAAGUAAGAUUUUAGUAACUACUCAUUCUGAGUUGGUUGCAAAUGUUACAGAGUCAAAUUCACCAUAUAUUUUAAAAGGCCUAUCUGAGGAGUCGUCAUGGUCUUUAUUUGAAAAAAUGGCAUUCAAACAAGGGAAAGAGUCAGAUAAUACACUUCAAGUAACAAUCGGCAAGGAAAUUGUUUAG
Cornus florida is the source of this 789-nucleotide messenger RNA. RefSeq names its product disease resistance protein RGA2-like. NCBI's taxonomy places the organism in Eukaryota, Viridiplantae, Streptophyta, Magnoliopsida, Cornales, Cornaceae. Bases 1 to 789 code for a protein of 262 amino acids. Gene Ontology annotation, molecular function: ADP binding. Gene Ontology annotation, biological process: defense response to other organism. The transcript has a single exon. The record is from RefSeq and is a predicted model, not a curated record.